CUUCCGACUUGGAAAUAACACGCAAACGCUGCAAAAUUAGCGAAAAUGAAUUUUUUCGUAAUUGGUUUUUUGAUCAUGCAGGCGGCAAGAUUGGCUUGCGGGACGUGCGUUUUAGCGUCUGAUUUCGGUUUCAUACUCGAUUGUAACUUCAAAAAGUCUGGACUAUUUCGUGUACGAAAUUUGGGUGGCCUAAAGGCGCAUUUCGGUUUAGGUUUCAGCUUGGGCGAUGAACUGGGCUUUGCCGAAUCACUGGGCAACUUAGAGGGCGGUCGGCGACGCGCCAUUAGCUAUAAAAACGGGGCCCCGCCCGAGCUGGUGGGCGUGCUUCCAUCCACUCAGCAGGAGGCAAGGCAGACCAGUCAGCAGGCGUUACCGGAGAAACGCAUUAGCUCGCGAUCCACGGGCCCCUUGCCCUACAAUGUCCAGCUUUUGCAGCAGGCCAUACAGAGGCAAGCGGCAGCGACCGCUCCACAGCAACCUCUCAUGACCGAGGCCCGGCCAUUGCCGCUGGGCGUACCCGCUUUCCGACCUAUUCCCAAGAAACCCGCCGUCAACGAGGCGGUACAGACACCGUUAGGUGCACAGCGUCGCAUAGCCGUGGACACGCCUCAGCCGCGUGUCAGCUUGAAUAACAAGCUAGUGGACAGCCAUGCUAAGCCGCACUCCAAUCGCACCUUCCACACAGAUAAUCCUGUGGUUUCCCAACCGCAGGCAGUGCCCGUGUUCCAAGCCAUGCCCGAUUCCAUUUCACGCAUCGCCAAUGUGGGAAAGACGACGGCAACUAAGGUGGCCAAGCAUCCGAACUAUUUGCAAUUUGAGGAGCCCAAGUUCGACUUAAAGGACGUGACCGUUGAGGAGCUGGCUGCAGCAGCCAAUGUCAGUGUGGAGACGAUCAAGCACGCCAUAUAUGUGCGAGAGCAGCAGCUGAAGGCGGAACAUCGUGCCAUGCUGGCGGCCAAGCUGCGCGAAGAGUUCAUGCGAACGUCGACGAUCAAAACGACGACAACGACCACCACGACAACCACACCGCGACCAAUGUACAUAGAGGCGGUGUCGAAGGAACACAAAGCUUCCAAGGUUAUGAAUGCGCCCAAGGAAUACUAUCCUGUCGGAUAUGAGAAGAACUUUGACGACAACUUCAAGUCCAAAGUGGAUUUGCCGCCAACGAGCUUCUCCUGUGCGAAGCAGAAACAUUUUCCCGGCCUCUACGCAGACACCGAUCUGGGCUGCAUGGUCUUCCAUGUGUGCGCCCUCACUGAUGAUGGCAUGGUGCGCAAGUCUUUCCUCUGCCCGGAGAACACGCUCUUCGAUCAGACCAUACUCAAGUGCAAUUGGUGGUUCUAUGUGGACUGCAGUUCCAGCACCAGUGUCUACGACUCCAAUAUACCCAUCUCUAAGAGCUAUCAGCUCAUGAAGUCGCUCACGUACUUCUCGAAGUACAAUAGUCAGAAGAACGAGCAGGGCAACGAGAAGGAUGAUAACGCCCUGGACAUAGAUACGCUGCGUGAGUCCAUGGAGGGUGUGGCCCGAAGACUGGAGCAAGCCAAGAAGACGGAGCUCCAGCAAGCGCAGCAGUCAACGACAACGUCAACAAGCGGAGAGCUCACUGUGCCGGAUGGAGCUCAACAGCAGCAGCUCUCCAAUUAA
Molecule: messenger RNA, 1647 nt
Organism: Scaptodrosophila lebanonensis
Lineage: Eukaryota; Metazoa; Arthropoda; Insecta; Diptera; Drosophilidae
Gene: mtg
Exons: 7
Coding region: 46-1647 (533 amino acids)
Cellular component (GO): extracellular region
Molecular function (GO): chitin binding
Source: RefSeq, a predicted model, not a curated record